AUGGCUAGCCCUACAGUUCUCUCGUUCGAUUCUGAGGGCCGCCCGAUUAAGUUUGAUACCUGGCUCGAUGAUCUGCACCUGUUCCUCCAGCUCACUGCCAGAGAGGAUAUCUCGCUGUACGAUCACGCACUAGGCACAGUCCCUGCUCCUGCUACUACUGCUACCGCUACUGAUCGCUCGCAGUGGCAGACUCGCGAUGCCCACGCCCGCUUUGCCAUUCGCAACUCCCUGCCAGUCGAUGAGCGUGAGCACUUCGGCCAGCAUCAGACUGCGCAGGCCCUGUACACUGCUGUAGUUGCGCGCUACUCCUCCCCGGCCUCAGCUGCACUAGGCCGUCUCUCCCUUCCCUACCUGUUCCCCGACCUAUCCGCUUUCCAGACAGUCGCUGACCUCAUCACUCACCUUCGUACUAGUGAUGCCCGCUUCCGUGCAGCCAUGCCCGCUGAGUUUCUUGCCUCCAACCCUCCCCCGCUCUGGCUUACUCUCUACCACCUAGUCACCCGCCUCCCUAACACUCUGCGUACAGUCAGGGACCACUUCCUAGCUCGCUGUCCCACUGAGCUCACCAUUGCCGCCCUAGAGAAGGAACUACUUGCAGCUGAGAAGAGUAUUGUAGCUGUAGGUGCCUCUCGUGGCGACCCCCACACCCCUUUCUUCGAGGGGUGUUCCCCCUCCCCCCUCCUCCCCUCUGUCGCCUCUGCUGCUGCUGUCGACCUUCUUGGUGCUGAGCAGGUCGGCUCUGCGUCCGCUCCCAGCGGGCGCCGCAGCGGCAAGGGCAGGGGAGGCAAGGGCGGUGGGGGUGACGGCGGGGGAGGUGGUGGUGGGGGUGGUGGCAGCGGUGGAGGUGGUGGAGGCAGCGGCGGUGGCGGUGGCCGCGGUGGGGGCGGUGGUGGUGGUGGCAGUGGACGUGGCGGCGGCAGGGGCGGUGGUGGUCGUGGUGGAGGCGGCGGUGGUGGUCGUGGAGGCUCUGGCACUGGCCAGAGCGCGCAGCACCCUCAGUCCUCCCAGGAGCUUCGUGAGUGUGGAGAGGAGGACCAGUACCUGAGUGUUCCGCCUGACCCAGGCAUCCGCACGAGUGAGGCUACCGCCCUAGGUGCUUGCGUGUCUGCUGCCCCAGGUACUGGUGAGGCUACUGCUCUAGGUGCGUGUGUGUCCGCCACCCCAGGUGCUACUGAGUCCACUGAGGCACUGCACACCUUCACUCUAGACUCAGGCGCUUCACGCUGUUUCUUUCGUGACCGCACUGCUCUUGAGCCCCUUGCUCGACCAGUAGCUGUCUCGCUCGCUGACCCCUCUGGGGGUCCGGUCAUUGCGACCUCCUCCACCCUCCUUCCUUGUCCUGCUGUCCCGUCGGGCACACUGUCAGGUCUCCACCUCCCCUCAUUCUCUACGAACCUGGUGGCGGGUUGUGCGCUUCAGGAUGGGGGUGUUCACCAGUUCACCCCUGCCUACGAGCGUGUGACACACUGCACGUGUGCUCGGACGGGCCGUCACCUGGCUACCUUCACUCGGCAGCCGGGGUCGGACCUGUACACACUGACCACUGAGUCCCCUCAGGUAGCGGCGUCUGCGUCUGCGUCUGCGUCAGGUCAGCUCUCUGCCCCCUGCUCGUGUCGCUCUCUAGCGCACAAGACUGUCCUCUGGCACCACCGACUUGGUCACCCGUCAGUGCAGCGCCUUCGGGGCAUGCAGGCCCGGUACCUUGUCUCUGGUCUUCCUCGGGUACUCCCUCCCCUCCCACCCUCCCUUGCUCCUCCUUGUCUUCCCUGUGUCGAGGGGCGGCAGCGCGCUGCCCCUCACUCCUCCUCGUUCCCCCCGACGACUGCUCCUUUGCAGACGCUCCACAUGGACGUGUGGGGCCCAGCCCGCGUCCGUGGUCAGGGCCAGGAGAGGUACUUCUUGAUCGUCGUUGACGACUACUCGUGCUACACCACGGUCUUCCCCUUGCGCACCAAGGGUGAAGUCCCUAAUGUUCUGAUCCCCUGGAUCAGCAGAGCACGUCUUCAGCUGCGAGAGCGUUUUCGCUCGGAGUUUCCUGUUCUGCGCUUGCACUCUGACAGAGGUGGCGAGUUCUCCUCCGACCUCUUGGCAGCCUACUGUGCCGAGCAUGGCAUUUGCCAGUCGUUCACGCUCCCGGCCUCUCCACAGCAGAAUGGGGUUGCUGAGCGCCGCAUUGGCUUGGUCAUGGAGACCUCGCCCACACUGCUGUGGACGGGGGAGGUUGGCGAUGCGUCACGCUUCCGUGUCUGGGGAUCCCGAGCAUUUGUUCGCGACACGUCUGCGGACAAGCUCUCCUCCCGCACUGCUCCCUGUGUCUUUCUUGGCUUUGUCCCGGAUGCGUCUGGCUGGCAGUUUUACCACCCCGCCUCGCACCGAGUCUUCCCCUCUCAGGACGUCACUUUUGACGAGUCCGUGCCCUUCUACCGCCUCUUCCCCUACCGCACUGCCCCGCUCCCUCCCCCGCCUCUCUUCCUCGCGCCAGGUGCUGCAGUGGUAGACCCCCUUCCCCCUCAGGGUGCCGCUCCCUCAGGUGUCUCUCAGGUAGACCCGGUUGAGCCUGCCGAGGUAGCUGUCGUCUCGCGUCCUGCUGGAGGUGCUGAGCCUGAGCGUGCGGAGCCUGAGCGUGCGGAGCCUGAGCGGGCGGAGCCUGGGGGUGCUGAUCCUGGGGGUGCUGAGCCUGGGGGUGCUGGAUUUGGGGGUACUGAGCCUGGCGUUGCUGAGUCUAGGGGUACUGCGCCUGGAGUUGCUGAGCCUGGGGGUGCUGAGCCUGGUGGUGUUGCAGUUGACUGUGAGGCGCCUGGAGGACCUCCCUCUUCGCAGCAGCUGCGUGAGUGGUACUCGCGGUACUGCAGCCUCCGGCGGGGUGAGUCUCGGGCUCGUGGUACUGCUGGAGUUGGUACUCGUGCUUCCCCACCACGGCGGGAGCCGCCCUCUUCCCCUCAGCUUCGAGAGUGGUACGCUCGGCACAUCAGUCUCCGUAGUGGAGCUGCUGGUGCUGGGGUCCCCGGAGUUGACGCUGCUGCGAGUACUACGGACCCUGGUGCUGGAGGUGCUGCUGCUGCUGGCGGUGCUGCUGGAGGUGCUGCUGCUGCUGGCGGUGCUGCUGGAGGUGCUGCUAGUACUGAGGACCCGGGCGUUGGAGCUGCUGUGGGUGCUAAGGACCCUGGUGCUGGAGGUGCAACUGCUACUGGCGGUGCUGCUGGAGGUACUGCUGCUGCUGGCGGUGCUGCUGGAGGUGCUGCUGGAGGUGCUGCGGACCCUGGUGCUGGAGGUGCUGCUGCUUCUGGAGGUGCUGCUGCUGCCGCUGGUGUCUCUGCUGGUUCGAGAGCUGCUGCACGGCCACGACCGUACUUCGUUCCGCUCCUUCAGCAGGUUCUUGGUCAGCCUCCUCCUCCUUGUUCUCCUCUCGCCUUAGAGUGUCCGCCGUCUGUCCAGUCACAGCCACAGUUACCGCCUGCCUCACCACUCCCUGUGCCUGCUCCUUACACUGGUCCGACUGACGGUCUUGCUGAGAGACGCACGCACCGGAUGGCGCUUCGUCAGUCCACUGCUCCGCAGCGUGUUGCUCUCACGUUGCCUCCUGCGUCCUCUCUUCCUGCUCUUGCUGACCCGGAGUCAGACUCCCUUCGCGCUGCCAGUCCUACUGUCACACGUCUCCUAGCUACGGUUGUCACUGACCCUUCCUUUGAGUCCGCUGCUGCGUCUGCCCUAGUCACUGAGCUUGUCGACUUUGCAGCUGCGUGUCGUCUAGACUACGCAGCGAGUCUUGUUGCUGAGUCUGAGUCUGCCUGUCCUCCGUCCGUCGGGGGUGAGUGUGCUCUUGGCACGGACGUCCUUGAGGACAGGCAGGAGGAGUUUGGUUGCCUUGCCGCUGCUUUGCCCCAUCUCGUGUCCAUGCUUUUUGCCCCUGAGGGAGACCCGGAUGCACCAGACAUCCCGACCCCACGCUCUUACGCAGAGGCGAUGGCCGGUCCCUACUCCUCUCAGUGGCAGUCAGCCAUGGACACAGAGAUGGCUUCCUGGAAGUCCACAGGCACCUACGUCGACGACGUUCCCUCACCUGGGGCGAACAUCGUCAGUGGCAUGUGGAUUUUCAGGGUGAAGCGGCCGCCAGGCUCUCCGCCUGUCUUCAAGGCGCGUUACGUUGCACGAGGCUUCAGUCAGCGAGAGGGAGUUGACUUCUUCCAGACCUUCUCCCCGACCUCGAAGAUGACCACUCUUCGGGUUCUGCUACACGUCGCCGCUCAGCGUGACUACGAGCUCCACUCUCUUGACUUCAGCACAGCUUUCUUGCAGGGCAGCCUGCACGAGGAGAUCUGGCUGCGCCGCCCACCUGGCUUCACUGGGUCGUUCCCUCCUGGCACCCAGUGGAGCCUCCGGCGGCCAGUCUACGGUCUCCGCCAGGCGCCGCGUGAGUGGCACGACACACUGAGGACUACACUUGCGGCUCUUGGGUUUGCUCCUUCUACUGCUGACCCGUCGCUGUUUCUGCGCACCGACACCUCGCUGCCGCCGUUCUACAUCCUCGUGUACGUCGACGACUUGGUCUUUGCCACUGCGGACACUGCCGCACUCGCCCACGUGAAGUCCGAGCUGCAGAAGAGACACACGUGCACAGACCUGGGUGAACUGACAAGCUAUCUUGGCUUGCGGAUCACCCGGGACAGAGCACGCCGCACCAUUACCCUGACUCAGUCACACAUGGUGCAGCAGGUCCUUCAGCGCUUCGGCUUCACGUACUCCUCGCCUCAGUCCACUCCUCUGCCUACGGGUCACUCGCUCUCAGCUCUGCCUUCGGAUGAGUCCGUAGAGUCGAGUGGUCCGUAUCCAGAGCUUGUGGGCUGCCUCAUGUACCUGAUGACCUGCACUCGACCUGACCUAGCAUACCCUCUCAGCAUCUUAGCACGCUAUGUUGCUCCCGGCCGUCACCGGAAGGAGCACAUGGAUGCAGCUAAGAGGGUGUUGCGCUACUUGUGCAGUACGUCGGGCAUGGGGCUAGUGCUUGGAGGGCGAGACCGGCCUGUUCUCACUGGGCACUCAGACGCUUCUUGGGCAGACGACCAGGCUACUCAGCGGUCGUCUCAGGGUUACACCUUCAGUCUUGGCUCUGGCUCUGUCUCUUGGCGUUCUACUCGUUCUUCUUCUGUUCUCAGCUCCAGCUGUGAGGCUGAGAUCUACGCCACGGCCAUGGCUGCCCAGGAGCUUCGCUGGCUCACCUACCUGCUGACUGACCUUGGAGAGCAGCCUCGUUCUCCUCCAGUGUUGUACGUCGACAACAAGGCAACCAUUGCCUUGUGCCAGGAGCACAGACUGGAGCACAGGACGAAGCACAUUGCUCUGCGUUACUUUCUAGCUCGAGAGCUACAGCAGCGUGGUCAGCUUCUUCUGCGUUACGUGGCCACUGAGGCCAACACUGCUGAUGUGUUCACCAAGGCGCUUCCGCCCGUUUUUGCACUCUUCUAG
Messenger RNA from Closterium sp. NIES-65, 5463 nucleotides. Lineage: Eukaryota; Viridiplantae; Streptophyta; Zygnematophyceae; Desmidiales; Closteriaceae. The record is from the annotation of a GenBank genome assembly.